GAUUAUAGCAUGUGUAUCCUCUCCAGAAGCUCCCCAUAAUGGAUCCAGCAGAAGACGUCACGGUCUUAUCCCGUCUCCGAGCGAUCAGGACAGCGGAGGAGCGCGGGGACUCGCGGGUGCAGCGCGCGCUCGCCGGAGCCACCGUCUUCAUCACCGGGGGCACCGGCUUCCUGGGGAAACAACUCAUCGAGAAACUCUUCAGGUCAUGUCGGGAUAUCAAGAAAGUGUACUUGCUGUCGCGAGAUAAGAAAGGAGUAGCUAUGGAGGACAGACUGAAGGCCGUGCUUCAGGAUCCUGUGUUCGACUCAGUCCGGGCCGUGAACCCUGGGUUCGAGGGGCGUCUGGUCCCGGUGGCUGGAGACGUGCAGCAGCUGAGGCUCGGCCUCAGCGACGACGACUGGAAUAUGCUGGCUGAGGAGGUGAACAUCAUAUACCACGCGGCAGCCACCGUCCGCUUCGAGGAGCCCAUCAAGCUGGCCAUCCUCACCAACGUCAGGGGAACCAGAGAGAUGAUAGAGCUAGCCAAAAACACCAAGAACCUUCGCGCCUUCGUCCACGUGUCCACAGCGUUCACCAAUUGCAAGAAGAUCGAAGUUUUCGAAAAGUUCUACCCGAGUCCUGUGCCGGCGCAGACGAUUAUUGAAUUUGUUGAAACGGUUGACGAGAGCCGGCUUGAUGCUAUUACUCCAAAACUUCUUGGAGAUUUUCCGAACACGUAUUCAUUCUCGAAAGCGAUAGCCGAAGACGCCGUCAGGACUCUAGCUGCUGAUCUCCCGGCCUGCGUUAUUCGACCUGCCAUAGUGCUGCCAUCUGCCUGCGAGCCGGCGCCGGGCUGGGUGGACGUUGGCAACGUGUUUGGACCAAGUGGGCUACUCCUAGGCUUCGGCUUAGGCCUAGCUCACACUAUGCUGGUUGAUCCUGAAGCGAGGAAUGAGAUGGUCCCUGUGGACUACGUUAAUAACCUCACGAUAGCUGCUACGUAUGACACCGUCAGACGAUAUGAGAAUGGGGACAAAGAUACCAGAAUAUACACGCUUUCCAAUAUUAGGAACAUGGUUAAUUGGAAAAUCCUCAAGUCCGUGCUCAUCAGCGAGGGUCGCCAGCUGCUCUCCCCGCAGACCAUGUGGUACUGCGGCUCGGUGGAGGCCACCAACAGAUACUCCUACUUCUUCCUCUUACUGUUCCUGCAUUUCAUUCCGGCCGUUUUAGCGGAUGUGGUGUUUAAAGUAACUGGCAGCUCGUUUAGGCUCACGCAAAUAUACACCAAGAUGUACAAACUCCAGACCACCUUACGUUACUUCCACGUCUCCAAAUUCCUGUUCCACGAUGAUCAUACCAUGGAACUCUUCAACAGCCUAUCAGACACUGACAAGAAAAUAUUCUUCUUUGACAUGGCAGAACUUAACUUCUACGUCUUUAUAAGAUACUGGUGGCUUGGCAUUCGGAAGUAUAUCCUGAAAGACGGCUUGAAAGGAACAGAAGAGGCUGUUAAUAGACAGAAGUGGUUCAGGAUUGCUAGCUACGUUCUGUUCGCGUUGUAUGCUUACGGCAUUUUUAAACUUGGAGUGUUUUUGUUGAGUGUACUGUCUGUUGGUUUAAGUUUUGUUUGUCGUAAUUUAUCGCAAUGCUAACGUAAGUUAUGUGUUUUUGUUAAGAAACGUCUAUGUAAUUUAUGAGGUUAAUAAAUAUUAUUUAUUACAGAAGGAUAUAAAUAUUAUGCGCUGUGGUGCACAAAUAAUGAACUUUGAACUAAGGUCGACCUUAAAUCUGCAGG
Messenger RNA from Plutella xylostella (diamondback moth), 1774 nucleotides. The record is from RefSeq and is a predicted model, not a curated record. NCBI's taxonomy places the organism in Eukaryota, Metazoa, Arthropoda, Insecta, Lepidoptera, Plutellidae.